ACAGGACAGCACUCGAGAAAAGUAAGAGAUACAGUUGUCCGGAAUUGGCAGAUUGCUCUGUCCGGAUAUGUUCCGUCGAAAAAAUACCUAAGGCUUUCCACGUACGAUUCUUCACUCUUAAAGUAUCAUACACAAAACGGAUCGAAGCUAAAGUGACAACGUUGGCCGCCUUCACCUGGCAAGGUGCCUGUGAGAAAGCGAUUACGCCCCUGUGCCGCGAUUGAUAUGUGACGUGGGGUAUCAUACCUGUCUAACCAUAGUCCACACCUCUCAGCAUUGUCCCUCUUACUGGGACUCCUAUCGAGGUGUUUCGACCAAGUUUGCCUCGUUAUAUAACACGCCUACCUACUAUACUUGGUGUCCAGAGGCUGCUGGCGUCAUUGUGUGGGUGAACCGUUGCGGUGGCUCGUUGACGCGAAAACGAUGUUUCUCUUCAAAGGGUCUACAAAGUCCACGCCGACAAUGUCUGAGCAGGACCAGGCCGCGCUGCAGCGCAGACUCUACCUGGCUGAGAAUACACCCGAGCCAGUGUUUGAUCUGAGUGAAUGCCAUUUAACGGAGGUGCCAUCAGGCGUGCCGGCCAAGUGCCGCGUUUUCCGCAAGACGUCGCUACUUUUACAGAAAAAUUGUCUCACCGCGUUGCCCGAUCUCCGCGACUUAGUUCUUCUCACCGUUCUUGACGUGUCAUGUAACCAACUGAAGAAACUGCCCGAUUCGAUAGGCUGUCUCGUGAAUCUCAUCACACUAGACGUUCACUCGAAUCAGUUAUUGAAGUUGCCCUCGUCAGUAGCCAAGCUCCGCUGCCUUCGAACACUCGACGUGUCGGAUAAUCGGCUCAGUUUCCUACCACAAGGGGUGCGACAGCUUGGAUGCACGAUUCGGGCCGAAGGAUGUCCGCUACUGGAACAGGUCGAUCUACCUAAGGAGCCAGGAGGUUUGCCGGGCUCUCCAAAGGAGUCACCCCAGGAAGAGAGCCCGAAUUUGGGCAGUGUCUGGGACCGGCGUGAACGCAUGCUGCGACAACUACGUGAGCAGGUCGCCGACGUGGAGGAACGUCUUUACGAACUGACUGUUAGCGAAUAUGAGAAGCGUGAUCGUCGACAAAAUUACAACAUGAUGAGCAUAGCCGAGGAGCGCGUACAGCUUGCCGCUAACCUCAACGAUCUGAUCACUAAACGCGAGCUGCAGCUAAGUGAGUUCCGCGCAGCGGGAGUGAGUCCCCAAACGCUUCAGUUCGAAGACUCGGGAGUGGUGGAUCGCGACUGUGUCGUGUGUCUCGAGUCCGGCCUUCAGUUAGUUGUGUUGAUGCCAUGUGGCCAUGUGUGUGUAUGCAGGCAAUGCGCCGAACAGAUGAGCCAUUGUCCGCUCUGUCGGGAGCCCCUAUCUAGCGAAAACAAGAUUUCCCUGGGAGAAUAAACCCAACCAAUGAUUAUAAAUACAAUUUUGAAGAUGGCAAAAAAUGACAGAAACUGGAAGGCAUAUUUGAUGAUUCUGAUGCAAUUAGAUUUCUGAUUAACUGUAGGUAAAUUAUUAGAAUAAAAAGCUGAAGGAUAUAUAUGCAUAUAUAUAUAUAUAUAUAUAUGAUGUAUAAAAGUUAUAGAUAGGUUAACUAAUUUAUCUAACUAACCCAUUCAGAGACGACACUCCACUUACACUGAAUAUGUCAUACGAUGCAUAGCUCAAGUUAAGAGCUUAAAAAUAUUAAGAAGUUUGGAAGAAGCAACAUAAUUCUUAGAAUAAAAAUAUUGUACAUGCAAAAAGUAUUAUUUUUAUUUUUACGAUUUUGUCCGAAAUUGGCUGGCAAACAAGGGAUUGACUAUGUAGAAAGAACCGGAGGUGAGUUUGGCCUUUAAAAUACCGCGCAGUCCGUCUUUUUUAUGUAUAUAGGUGAGUUUUAGGUUGCAAGAGACAAAUUUUCAACAGCUUAUAGGUGACAUAGGAAUUGAUGACGAGAACCUCGAACUCUGCAGUCUAGUUUACGUAUCCGCUAGAAAAAACACUCCUAGAAUUAAACCUGAAAUAGAGAUUCGAAAAGCGUGAACAGAAGUCAACCGAUUCUCUAGAUCAACGUAUUCUAGAACGUACUGUUUGGACAUUACGAGGACGCAUAGCGGAACAAUCUUCGCAACCAGUGACAAAUUGCAAGAAAAACGCUCUACCAAAGUAGAUAAGAUACGUCUAAUGUGAUUUAUCCGAAGUCGUUUUGCUGUACCAUUAAACUCAACCAAACGACAAUCGAAUCAUUAUCGAUGCUAAAAUGGAUGGCCCAUAGUGAUAGCCAUGCCGAGUGGAAACAGUUAGAUCAAUGUCACAAUCGACAUAGGCGAAACGAGAUAGCUCAAAACCGUAUCACUAUAACAUAUCAAUUAUCAUACAAAGAAUAGUAUUGCUCGGCGUGAUAGUUCGAAGAGCUGGAUUUUCGACAACUAGUAUGAAUACACGGGCCCAUGAGCAAAUUUAGAACGAAGAACAUCAGUGGACGGCUCGUGAUUGAAAUUGGAACAAAAAAAAAAAAAUUAACGCAGUAGCUAUCGUGCACCGCAAACACUUUCGAUGCACGUGGCAGUACCGUCCUACCGUAGAACGUAGCUUUCACGAGAAUGCCAGAGGCCACUAUGUUGCACUAUGUCGACAACACCGUUCACCAAAAAAGAGCGUUACUAUCCCAACAGCGCGUAUAAUUUUUUUUGGAAAUAAUCUCACACGAAGAAUCUAAUCACUUGGAAUCGAUUCUUAUAUAGACAUCUGUAAAAACAAAACAAAAAAAAAAAACAAGAUUGAUAGUCAUUGGAAGUGAUGUAACAACAUUUCAUAUAGUCGUUAUAGAGAAAGAUGUUUCCCAAACGCUCACUAUUAGUUAUCCAUGAUCAUAGGGAAAUACGACUGGCGAACGUGUCGCUUGCUAGCAAAUACACUAGUUAACAGAAGAGCCAUUGUGCACGCUACAUAUUCAUCAGAAACGCUAAUAAAAUAUCUUUGCUCA
Molecule: messenger RNA, 2983 nt
Organism: Varroa destructor (honeybee mite)
Lineage: Eukaryota; Metazoa; Arthropoda; Arachnida; Mesostigmata; Varroidae
Cellular component (GO): cytoplasm
Molecular function (GO): protein binding
Source: RefSeq, a predicted model, not a curated record